Dermacentor andersoni is the source of this 2196-nucleotide messenger RNA. RefSeq names its product sulfotransferase 2A8-like. The record is from RefSeq and is a predicted model, not a curated record. Gene Ontology annotation, molecular function: sulfotransferase activity. Lineage: Eukaryota; Metazoa; Arthropoda; Arachnida; Ixodida; Ixodidae.
GCAGCGGUGUCCGCACCGCACGGAUCUGAUCGCCAUUCAUUCUUUGCCUUCGCAGUGCUACAGAUCGCAUCAGAUUAUCAAGGCCCAUCUUCGCCGAAGACUGCCACGCGUUCAUCGGACGGUGCGCCAGCGCUGAAACCUUGGUCCCGUGACUACCUCAACAGCAACGCUCCGAAGACAACGCACGCUAUAAAAGAGGCCACACAGGCUGCAUUGCACAGUUCGGCAGCGGUGCACGCACAGCACGGAUCUGAUCGCCAUUCACUCUUUGCCUUCGCAGGAUUGAUAUCCUGGGCCAGGGAGAUCACCACCAUGCCAGGUCGCAGGCCCUACCGUCAAGUCAUCGACGGUGCGCCGAGGUCCCCACUGGUCGUUCCAGCAGUAUUUCGUAAAAGCCUCUCUUUUCGCGCUGCCAAGGGUGACGUCGUCCUGUGCACCUACCCCAAAAGUGGGUCCCACUGGGUUCAGUAUAUAAUGCAGUUAAUCGUCAACGGAGGAAAACCCAUCAGCUCCUAUAACGAGUUCACCCGCAACUUCCGCAUGAUUGGGUAUAUGGAGACUGAUGGCUGGGAGUCGCCUCUACUCGUGAGACUCUUUCUGACCCACCAGCCACUCAGCCGAGAGACUAUGAACAAGGAGGCCAAGUACAUCUACAUCGCUCGAAACCCAUGGGACGUCUGCGUCUCGCAGUUUCGCAUGACGACUGACCUAAGCAGCUCCAAGUUCGAGGACGGCACAUUCGACGAGUUCUUCGAACCCUUCAUCGAGGGAGACUUGGGCUUUGGGAGCUACUUUGACCACGUGGCGUCAGCGUACGCGAUGAGGGACGAACCAAACUUGUUCUUCUUGACUUAUGAAGAGCUCAAAAAGGACAUUAGGGGCACAAUUUUGAGAUUGGCUAGCUUUAUCGGGGAGAGAUACGAGAGGGCUAUGCUGGAAAACUCGCAAAUGCUACAAAAUAUCCUAGAAUGGUCCAAACCAGAACACAUGAAGAAAGUUGUCGUGCUUAAUUUCAGAGAAAGCGAGACACCGGGAUCGAACGAACUCCUUGUUAAGGUCAAUGUGACGAGCAAGGAAGGCUAUGGUGGAGACAGAACAAAGUUCGCGUUGGUAAAAGAAGCCAAAGUGGGAGGCUGGAAAGAAUACUUCACACCUGACCUGCUUGCCCGUAUGGAGAAGAAAAUACAAGAAGAAGGGGACAAUGCAUCUUUUCUUGAGUUGUGGGAAGACAUUCGAAAAGAAGCGUUCACGUUGUCCCCUGGGUCUUCGGAGUACCAGGACUUCUCAGUACCUUAGUCCCAAAGUCGAAUCCUCUAUUUAAAACCUCGAAAAAGGGAAAUCUAUGGUGGUAGGUGCGUAAACGUCUUUAUUUUAUUCAGAUCUUCGUCCAAAAAGCGUCCACUAGGCCGGCCGGAUCCGCUCUGGGAAAAGAAACUGCGCAGCAAUCUCAUUGCCAGAACACUCCACACAACCAAGCGCUGGGUAGAGAAAAGUGGAGACUGAACUCCAGAAGAGCCGUCUCCCCAACAGAACGGUACCAAGAUUGGUAAAGAAGACAUCAUCCGCGUCUAAGUUGGUAUCGCAUCUCCUGCAUCAGGGAAUUCAGGCCUAAGUCUAUCGACGCGUAUUUUCAAGGGUGUUCUGGUAAAAUAAGAGCGGCCACUUUGUGGUGCCGCAGUUUUCAUAUGCAGUUGCAGUUCACUUUCUGAACGAAGUCACGCUAAACCAAAAAUCUAAGUACUAGCAACUAUUUCCAUGGUGCCUCCACGAUCGCAGUGUCAUCUUUCCCUAAAGCAGCUUCAGUAGUAAGCUCGAUGACCAGGCGUCUGAGUGGAGUUCCAUUCCGAGUGGAUGGGUGCUCAUCUGGCGUGCCGUGACGUAAAGAUGACGGCCCCUUCGAUAUGUCUCAACAUCGGAGCGGCUACGAAGUCGAUGACGGUUCGGCGGCAGUUCAAGAAGAGCAUGCCUAUAAUAACUUCCUUUUAUUGAAACAAAUACCAAAACGGUAAUAUGCAGUCCGGAACAGGAAUAGCGCCCGUCACUCCAAACGUAAAACUUCGUUGCAAGCGUGACCGAGUCGACAAUAAUGGGAUCAUGAGUGAAGACGCUAUGUUUUAUUGCUGGAGAAGCGAGCUCACUACUUCGAACGCGAACACCCUGUGCUUAUCGUAAUAAAAUCAAAAAGUGCGUAUAUGA